Molecule: messenger RNA, 639 nt
Organism: Cynocephalus volans (Philippine flying lemur)
Lineage: Eukaryota; Metazoa; Chordata; Mammalia; Dermoptera; Cynocephalidae
Gene: NME5
Product: NME/NM23 family member 5
Exons: 5
Coding region: 1-639 (212 amino acids)
Biological process (GO): CTP biosynthetic process; GTP biosynthetic process; spermatid differentiation
Cellular component (GO): cilium
Molecular function (GO): nucleoside diphosphate kinase activity
Source: RefSeq, a predicted model, not a curated record
AUGGAAAUAUCAAUGCCCCCACCUCAGAUAUAUGUAGAAAAAACUCUGGCCGUUAUCAAACCAGAUGUUGUUGAUAAAGAGGAGGAGAUACAAGAUAUUAUUCUCAGAUCUGGAUUCACCAUUGUUCAGAGAAGAAAACUACAUCUCAGCCCUGAGCAAUGUAGUAACUUUUAUGUGGAACAGUAUGGGAAAAUGUUUUUCCCAAAUUUAACAGCUUACAUGAGUUCUGGACCACUUGUCGCCAUGAUAUUAGCUAGACAUAAAGCCAUCUCUUACUGGAAAGAACUUUUGGGACCAAGUAAUAGCUUCGUAGCUAAGGAGACAUACCCAGACAGUCUAAGGGCAAUUUAUGGCACAGAUGACCUAAGGAAUGCACUUCAUGGGAGUCAUGACUUUGCUGCAGCAGAAAGAGAAAUUCGUUUCAUGUUUCCCGAAGUGAUUGUUGAGCCCAUUCCAAUUGGACAAGCAGCUAAGGACUAUUUAAAUUUAUAUGUAACACCAACUCUGCUUAAAGGACUCACAGAGCUUUGUAAGCAAAAGCCAGCAGAUCCUUUUACUUGGCUAGCUGAUUGGCUGCUGAAAAAUAAUCCCAACAAACCAAAACUUUGUCACCAUCCAAUUGCAGAAGAACCUUAUUAA